AUGGGCACAUCAUGGUACUCAUUUUCCUCAAAGCAGCGCAAGGAACGCAAAGCCCUCAAGGCCCUCAAAGCUCUAUCCGGAAGCACAUCUACACAUUCAUCAGAUAGAAGGUCAAUCACAGAGGUUACACAAGAGCGCCCACCACCCUACACAGCACGAGCUAUUCCAAUCCCCACCAUCGAAAUCAGCAGCGCCGAGCCCGACGAGUCACAAUAUGCCUUCCUCCGCGACUUCGACACCGUAUUCCUAGUCGAUGACAGCUCCAGCAUGCAAGGACCUAGAUGGAGAGAAGCAGCCGAUGCCAUUGCCGUCAUCGCACCCAUCUGCACCCAGUACGACAGCGACGGAAUAGACAUCUACUUCCUCAACCACCGCCGCUCAUCCCCCAGAGACCGCCAAUCCACCUGGCGUCAACCAAGCUACCAGCCCGGCGUAGAUGGAUACCAACACAUCACCACAGCGCGCCAAGUCCAAGAGAUCUUCAACACUGUCCGACCAAGUGGUAGCACAAUGGUCGGAACGCGACUGUCGGAUAUCCUCGACCCGUACCUGCGUCGCGUGGAGACAAUGCAUACCGCGAAGAAAGCACGCGGCUACGUCGAUCCGGAUGUGCUUGUUAAGCCGAUGAAUAUUAUUACUAUUACCGAUGGUGAAUUCACAGACGAUGCGGAGGGUGUGAUUAUUAAAACGGCUCGGAAGUUAGAUGGACCUACUUGUGACGCGAUCCCGUGGCAGGUUGGGAUUCAGUUCUUUCAAAUUGGGAAUGAUGCCCGGGCGAGGGACUUUUUGCAGCAAUUGGAUGAUGAUUUGAGGACGGGGAUACAAAUGCGGGAUAUUGUGGAUACAAUUCCUUGGAUGCGGGAUGGAGUGCCCUUGAAUAGUGAUGGGAUUUUGAAGACGGUGCUGGGGGCUGUAAACAAGAGGUUAGAUCGACAGAGACUUUAG
Messenger RNA from Penicillium salamii, 945 nucleotides. The record is from the annotation of a GenBank genome assembly. Lineage: Eukaryota; Fungi; Ascomycota; Eurotiomycetes; Eurotiales; Aspergillaceae.